Molecule: messenger RNA, 1838 nt
Organism: Vidua chalybeata
Lineage: Eukaryota; Metazoa; Chordata; Aves; Passeriformes; Viduidae
Product: zinc finger protein 239-like
Exons: 2
Coding region: 108-1031 (307 amino acids)
Biological process (GO): regulation of transcription by RNA polymerase II
Cellular component (GO): nucleus
Molecular function (GO): RNA polymerase II cis-regulatory region sequence-specific DNA binding; DNA-binding transcription activator activity, RNA polymerase II-specific
Source: RefSeq, a predicted model, not a curated record
UGUGCGGGCCCGGGAGCGGCGGCAGCGGCCGGAGGCCGGGGAGGCGGCAUUGGCGGAGCUGGGAGGCGGCCCCGGCGCAGGAUUUCUUAUAUCCAGGGCGUGGCUGGAUGGAGGAGGAGGAGAAGCCCCAGAGAUCCUGCCCGGGGAGUGGCUGCAAACCCAGCCCAGGGAGCUGCAGGGAGGAAAGAGCCCCCCUGAGCCAGGAAGGCAGCCGGAGAUCCAGCCGGAGCUCAGAGCUGGUGGAGAAGGCUCAUGACAGGGAGAAGCCGCACAAGUGCUUGGAAUGUGGGCAGGGCUUCAGCCGGAGCUCCAAGCUGAUCCGGCACCAGAGGAUCCACACUGGGGAACGGCCCUACGAGUGUGGGGAGUGUGGGAAGAGCUUCAGCUGGAGCUCCAGCCUGAUCCGGCACCAGAGGAUCCACACUGGGGAACGGCCCUACGAGUGUGGGGAGUGUGGGAAGGGUUUCAGAGACAGCUCCCACCUGAUCCGGCACCGGGUGAUCCACACUGGGGAACGGCCCUACAAGUGUGGGGAGUGUGGGAAGAGCUUCAGAGACAGCUCCAACCUGAACCAGCACCAGGUGAUCCACGCUGGGGAACGGCCCUACAAGUGUGGGAGGUGUGGGAAGGGUUUCAGAGAGAGGUCCAGCCUGUUUGAGCACCAGGUGAUCCACACCGGGGAACGGCCCUUUGAGUGCUUGGAAUGUGGGAAGAGCUUUGGGUGGAGGUCUGGCCUGAGAAUACACCAGCGCAUCCACACUGGGGAGAGGCCCUACGAGUGUCCCCAGUGUGGGAAGAGGUUUCAGACCACCUCCGAUCUCCUCAAACAUGAGCAGAUUCACACAGAUGAGAGGCCCUUCCGCUGCCCCGACUGCGGGAAGGGCUUCAAGCAAAACUUCAAACUCACCAGGCACCAGCGCAUCCACACCGGGGAGAGGCCCUACGAGUGUGGGGGAGUGUGGGAAGAGCUUCUCACAGAGCUCAACCUUGACAAAACACCAGCGGAGGCAUCACUAAUGGAAGCCCUGUGAAUGCCACGAGUGAGGGAGGAGAGUGAGGGAAGAGCUUCGUGCGCUGCUCCAGCUCCAUCCCCCAUGGGAGGCUCCGGGCUGCAUGAUCCCUAGUGACCCCCGUUGGGCAGAGCCCUGGUGCCCCCGUAUGGGGAAUAAAACAGAGAGUAAAACAAUGGAGCCGGUAAAGGGGCCCGAUAUCUGCGGCCCGACUGAGCAGAAACUCUGGGAGACACAGACACCGUUUAAGUCUCCGUGGGCAAGAAGUGACCAAGCAUCCUGUUGUGAGACUUUGUGAUAAGAUAAUGUUCCCAGGUGAUGUGAUGUCAUGAAGAAUGUGUAACCAAUGGAAAUUGUUAGCAAACAUCGAGCCCUAUAAGCACCACACAAGUAAAACCCUGUAUAAACAGCUGGUACGCUCAAUAAAAUUGGCUUCUGAUCUGAGCUCGGCUGUCCCCGUCUCUCCAUCGUGGACAACCCCUGUUGUGGGUGAUCCCCGUUGGGUGGGGGGAAGGUGUUGGAGGGAGUUCUUUCCCUUCUCCUUGUGCUGCUGUGGUUUGGUUGGUGAUAAAUCCCCUCCGUGUGCCCGGGCUGGGUCUGUUGUCCCCGUGCCGGUGCUCGGGGCGGGAUCUCUCCCGUUGCUUGUCUGCAGUCCCGGGCCUCUCCUCAGCCAAUGAGAGAAUGCGAUGGACAAGAGUCAGCCAAUCCGAGAGAGCGGGGCUGAUGACUCACCAGUUGCCGGGCAGACCCGCAGCAGGCAGUGUUCCCCACCUGGACCCCACCCUCCGUGCCCAGUCCCGGCCCCGCCGUGGGGUCCCCCCAAGUCCC